AUGGCGUACUCUCCUCUUGCAGAAACGUGGGGUCUAUAUGCAGGAGGCUCGUUGAUAUUUUUGGCACGAAUCGUGUGUCGACUCCGAGCCGUUGGCUUGGUCGGCUUUAAGCCCGACGACUACAUUGUCUUUCUAUCAUGGGCCACAUACACGGUGAUGACCGUGGCCGCCCAUAUUGUCGGCGGUCUUGGUGACCUCCAUGCGGUUUCUCUCGACGCUCGAAAGAGGAUGACCCCGGAAGAGGCUGCUCCACUAAUCUACGCGACGAAAUGGUUCUGUGCUGGCGUUGCAACCUACAUUCUCUUCAUCUGGACGUUGAAACUAAACAUGCUUUUCCUCUAUCAACGCAUCGUCAACGGGCUCUGGGUGGAGAAGUUCAUAAUGCCUACCAUAAUCUUGGUGUUGGCGACCUUCGUCGCAAUCUAUGGCAUCUUAUUCGGUGUAUGCCGCCCAUACAAUCGAAUGUGGAUUGUUUACCCAGAUCAGGGAGAAUACUGCCAACCUCAGUCUAUGCUCAAUAUGGUCCCGCCGCUCGUCAUGAAUAUCGUCACCGACUUGAUUAUUAUGGCUAUCCCCGCCCCUGUUGUGGUCCCAGUCAAAAUUGGCAUCUGGAAGCGAAUUGGUCUCCUCUGCCUAUUUGGCGCGGGAAUCUUUAUUAUGGUCGCUGCUAUUCUAAGAGUGACCAUGGUGCUAGUGAUGAAAAAUGGACCGACAGCGGCAAUUUGGUCUUGUCGCGAGGACUUUGUGGCAAUCGUCGUCGGUCAGGCUAUAUUGAUAAGGCCCAUCUUUACGAAGAGGUUCUGGACGAACGAUUAUGGACGCGGGAUGACCGAGUAUGGCUCCUCAAAACGGUCAAAGAACAGCGCUCAUCUUGAAGAGUCUUACGAAAUGGGUUCCAAGAAGCGAGGGAAGGCCAAGGACCCCUUCAGUCUCACAGCCGCACUUGCCACUGUUCAAGAAGGAAAUGGGUCGACUGAGAAGAUUAUUGAUCCAUCAGCAUCGUCAAUAUCAAACGUGCAGAGUGACGUCGUGGCACACCCCUCUGGAGGGUCUUCCCAUGCUUCCUCAACAGGGCAUUGGGGGAAUAAUAAGGACAGGAGGAGUAGGGCCCAGCCUAUGGUAAUUCAUGUGAGCAAAGAUGUGGUGGUGGGGACUGAAGAGCCUAAAUACCAUGCCCAUGGGUCUCCAGGAAAUCCGGCUACUCCAUGGGGUAGCACCUAA
Messenger RNA from Clonostachys rhizophaga, 1221 nucleotides. The record is from the annotation of a GenBank genome assembly. Lineage: Eukaryota; Fungi; Ascomycota; Sordariomycetes; Hypocreales; Bionectriaceae.